Messenger RNA from Hemibagrus wyckioides, 1354 nucleotides. RefSeq lists its product as uncharacterized. NCBI's taxonomy places the organism in Eukaryota, Metazoa, Chordata, Actinopteri, Siluriformes, Bagridae. The record is from RefSeq and is a predicted model, not a curated record. The transcript has 5 exons. Bases 82 to 918 code for a protein of 278 amino acids.
AAACUUCACGCUCCAGUCAGUGAGGUCAGUGUGUAUAUUCAGAGCCAACACUGAGUGUGUGAAGUUGUUACUGAAGAAGAGAUGAAGACCCUGCACUUGGCUCUGAUUCUGCUCGUGCUGUCCGGUGUUCUCACUCAGGACAGAGAAUUUGGUGUGAAAUAUCCUGAUAAACCGAUCUGUGCUGUGAGAGGAUUCAGUGUCUCCAUUCCCUGUAGUUAUUCUUAUCCACAAAAUCAUCAGGUGGAACAAAAGCUUUGGUGCUCGAUGAACUCAAACACAGAUUUGUGUCUAAACCCACCGUAUGUUUAUAACAGCUCAUCAAACACCAAGUCAGACUUUGAGUUCACUGGAGACGACAAAUCAGACUGCACUUUGUUAAUCCACAAUGUACAGUUCAGUUAUUCUGGAGAGUACAGAUUCAGAUUUAUAACUAAUGUGGACAGAUUCACAGGUAAACCUGGAGUGACUCUACAAGUUACAGAUUUAAAGGUGUCACUAAUCAGGCUCAGUGGAAACGGAACCCUUAAACAAGGAGACUCGUUAAAUCUGAGGUGUGAUGUGAACUGUACACACACUUCCUCACAGUUUGUGUGGUCUAAGAACAACCAGCCCUUAAAUACAUCAGGACCUGUUCUUCACUUUCCUGCUGUAACCGUGAGGGAUUCUGGGAAAUACACCUGCACUUGGGAAACCAACGUCACAUCAGGAUCUGAAACCAUCAGCCUUCACGUCGAGGAUGAAAUGAUUUAUGGAGAAACGUAUAAUUCAUGGCCCUUCUGGAUGGUUGUCAUGGUGACAGCUGGACUGAUUUUGGUUGUUGUGAUUUACAGCAGGAGACACGUCCACACUGAGCAGCUGAAGGAGGACGAUUCAGACAUCUACACCACAGUACAGUACAAUACAUUCACCAUGAACUGAUCUCACUUUCACACCUCACUUACUUCAUUCCACAGUUGAUAAUAUUCCUAUAACAGCACGUCCCACAAGUGUGUUAUUCCUCUUACACCACACUGAUGUCUUAAUUAUUCUCUAUUAAAGAUGGACUCGAUAUUGAAGAUGACGGAAAACGUAAAAUUUUAUAUUUUAAUUGUAAACAGGUUUAAAGCUCUGAUCCUGGAGACUCCUUAGAUAAAUGUUACUAAACGUUUCCUUACAAAAACCUUCACAAUGUCAACAAUUAUUUUUAGUCUGUUUAUGUGGAGCAUCCAGUCCCUGUGAAUGAGCUGUUACUAUAGAAACGAUACCGUAUCAGAAGGAGUGCAUUAAUCUGAAUAUAAAGCUGUGAUGUGAAGCUGCACUAGUGUCAGAGCUGCUGUUAUAGAAAAUUAAUCAACACCUUCUGACCAAUCAGGAU